This is a messenger RNA of Nomia melanderi (Alkali bee), 949 nucleotides long. RefSeq names its product mitochondrial pyruvate carrier (gene Mpc1). Gene Ontology annotation, biological process: pyruvate import into mitochondria. Lineage: Eukaryota; Metazoa; Arthropoda; Insecta; Hymenoptera; Halictidae. The record is from RefSeq and is a predicted model, not a curated record. Gene Ontology annotation, cellular component: mitochondrial inner membrane.
UAACGUUGCCGUUCUGUAGAUAAUUCAUCAAGAAUUUCGUUAUAGUAGAGAAACUCUUUAAUGAUUUAAUCACGUCAGCUGGAAUGACAUACGUUUUAUAUGAAAGAUGUCUUACCAAAUCACUUUAACGUUUAAACCGAUAAUUUUAUCGGAGGUUUUUUGUUCAGUGAAGAAAUGCUUGUACUAUUGACCGUUUAUGUAACUCUAGUCUAAUACUUGUCGCUUCUUCCAACUCAUUUCUGUAUAUACUUACUUACUGUCGGUUAUUCGCUUUCUUAGAAAGGAAAUCAAUUUAUUGGAAAGAAAGAAAAUAAAAACAGAAAAUCUUUCGAAAUGAAUCGUGUUAAAAAACUUUUAUCAAGCAAAGAAACACGAGAUUAUUUAAUGAGCACGCAUUUUUGGGGACCAGUAGCCAACUGGGGUAUUCCAAUUGCUGCGAUUGCUGAUAUACAAAGAGAUCCAGAAUAUAUCAGUGGAAAAAUGACACUUGCUUUGUGUUUAUAUUCUGCAAUGUUUAUGCGAUUCGCGUUGAAGGUGCAACCACGCAACUUGCUCCUCUUCGCCUGCCACUUUGUUAACGAAGGUGCACAAAUGACACAGGGUUUCAGAUUCAUUAAACAUCAAUUUAUAGGCAAGAAAGAGUAAUAAUUUCAUAUAAUUAUUCUCCCAUUCAUAAAUGUACAAACCUCUUGUUAUCUUUUGAUCGAUUUAUCAUCUGUAACAUGCAGUACUGUGUCGCAUUAAAAUUCAGUAGGCAAUUCUCGAGUUACACAGUGACAUGUACAGUUUAAAUGUAAUCUGAAUUAUUUUGAAACUACUCGUAUAUUUUGUGCAUCUAUUUGCAAAGCUCAAGUUCAAAGACAUUGAAAUCAAAUACCAAAUGUUAAAAUAUCUAACGCGUAACACGAACAAAUGUUAACUUGAUACUUACUGGAAAUAAAAAUGUUGA